Molecule: messenger RNA, 4580 nt
Organism: Neoarius graeffei (lesser salmon catfish)
Lineage: Eukaryota; Metazoa; Chordata; Actinopteri; Siluriformes; Ariidae
Gene: ptbp1a
Product: polypyrimidine tract binding protein 1a
Exons: 16
Coding region: 49-1743 (564 amino acids)
Biological process (GO): regulation of cell differentiation; regulation of RNA splicing; mRNA processing
Cellular component (GO): nucleus
Molecular function (GO): mRNA binding
Source: RefSeq, a predicted model, not a curated record
AAGGAUUGUCGCGAGGUUUCUCAACGAUUCCGCGAACCUGACAGUGCCAUGGACGGACGUUUAGAGACGGAUUUGUAUCCUCUGGGAUCCAGCUACGUCACGAACAUUGAUGGUGUCCAUGAUAUAACAGUCGGCACAAAGAGAGGAUCUGACGAACUCUUUUCCUCCUGCGUCUCUAACGGCCCCUAUAUCAUGAGCUCAGGAGCAGCGAACGGUAAUGACAGUAAGAAGUUCAAAGGGGACGUCAGGAGUCCAGGCGUCCCCUCUCGAGUCGUCCACGUGAGAAAGUUACCCAGUGACAUCAACGAGGCCGAGGUGAUCUCAUUAGGACUCCCCUUUGGCAAAGUGACCAAUCUGCUGAUGCUCAAGGGCAAAAACCAGGCAUUUCUGGAGAUGAACACUGAGGAGUCGGCUCAGACGAUGGUGAACUAUUACUCCUCCGUCACACCUGUCAUCCGCAACCAUCCCGUCUUCAUGCAGUACUCCAACCACAAGGAGCUGAAGACCGACAACUCGCCCAACCAAGUGCGUGCUCAGGCGGCUCUGCAGGCGGUGAACGCGGUCCAGACGGCCAGCGUGCCUCUCAGCAGCGUGGACACGGGAGGAUCAGGAAGUCAGAGUCCUGUCCUGAGGGUGAUUGUGGAGAACCUGUUCUACCCAGUCACUCUGGAGGUUCUGCACCAGAUCUUCUCGAAGUUCGGCACGGUGCUGAAGAUCAUCACGUUUACCAAAAACAAUCAGUUCCAGGCUCUGGUUCAGUACUCGGACACCAUGACGGCUCAGCACGCCAAGCUGUCUCUGGAUGGACAGAACAUCUAUAAUGCGUGCUGUACGCUGCGCAUCAGCUUCUCCAAACUCACCAACCUGAAUGUCAAGUACAACAACGAUAAGAGCAGAGACUACACCCGGCCUGAUCUGCCCAUGGGGGACGGCCCGGCCUCGCUGGAUCCACAGACAAUCCCCACCAGCGCCUUCACUCCAGGUCUAAUCUCUGCAGCUCCUUUUGCGAGUGCUCAUGGUUUCCCUUCGGCGUUCACCCUCCAGCAGACUGCAGGUUUGUCUCUUCCCAGCAUUCCCAGUGCGUUGGCGUCUCUCGGCGUUCCGGCGGCCGCUGCAGGUCGACUCGCGCUGACCGGCCUCAACACCACAGCACACACUGUCCUGCUCGUCAGUAACCUCAGCCCUGAGAGCGUUACGCCCCAAUGCCUCUUUAUUCUUUUCGGUGUGUAUGGUGACGUGAUGAGAGUGAAGAUCCUCUUCAAUAAGAAAGAGAACGCUCUGGUGCAGAUGGCAGAUGCAACACAAGCACAGCUCGCGAUGAGCUACCUGAAUGGUCAGAAGCUGCAUGGGAAGGCUCUGCGUGUGACUCUGUCCAAACACACCACAGUGCAGCUUCCCCGAGAGGGACACGAGGACCAGGGACUCACUAAAGACUUCUCCACCUCUCCUCUCCACCGCUUCAAAAAGCCCGGCUCCAAGAACUACUCCAACAUCUUCCCUCCGUCCUCCACCCUCCACCUGUCCAACGUCCCCCCCUCUGUAGGUGAAGAUGAUCUGAAAGGACUGUUUCGAAGUUCAGGAGCCACAGUGAAGGCCUUCAAGUUUUUCCAGAAGGACCACAAGAUGGCGCUGAUUCAGCUGGGCUCAGUGGAGGAGGCCAUCGAGUCACUGAUCGAGUUCCACAAUCACGAUCUGGGCGAGAACCAUCACCUCCGAGUCUCCUUCUCCAAAUCCACCAUCUGAGACUCUCACAGGGCCACACACACACACACACACACACUCUCCAGCAUUCCUUUUCUUAUUAUCCACACACACCUGAAGAAACCCAAUAUUUUAAUUUGGGUUUAAUUUGUAAUCUUUUAUUUCCUCGCACAUUUUCUUAAAUAUUUUGGUGCAAAAAAUAAUUUGUAGUGUAAUCAUCGUUGUUUAUCGUUAUUGCUAUAUAUCUAUACGCUGAUCAUUUUUCUAUGGGGAUUCUGGGAAAUGAUGUGGGGUUCUUGGCUUAUUUUUUUUCCUCAAUCAUAGAUGCUGCCUGGUUCACCCUCAGUGCCUAUAAACACACGGCUGCUCUAAAUUUUGAAAAUGACCUGUUCUCGUUUCUACCUUUCAAAAUUGCAGUGCCUUAUAUGGUCACUUCCUGUUUGACCGUAAUUCCGUUUCUCAUAAAGCACUCAAGGUUUUGAUUUUCAUUUUUGGUAAAUUUAAGGAUAGUUUGUUUAUAAAAGAAAAGAUUCGGAUUUGAGGUUUAUUUGCGUAUCGGACACCCGGAGCAGUAAUGCGUUCCUCUUUUACUCCAGUCUUUCUCAGUUUCUCAGAAAUUUUACAAUAAAACACGUUUCAGCUUGAGAAUGUGUAGACUGUAGCAGAAUAUGAAUCAUUCUGAUCAUCUGAAUUCAUGUUUGGUAAAAACCACACAUUUGGUUAUAAAGCAGGUUAAUUUACAUAUUCAUAUCAUAAUUCCUGUUUCUGGUAUAAAGAAUCUUUUUAUUCCAAAAACAAAGCUACAGAUUCCUCUUCUGGGGAAAAUUUGAGUAAUGAUUCAUUACUUCAGGGCUUUUUAAUAGAACUUUUUUUGGUUGUAUUAUAAUUAUUCAGAUUAGCCUAUAGGACACGCCCCUUGUUAGAAUAUAUUUGCAUAUUAGAGCCAUUUUAAGGCUUUUUGACCAUUUCUUAUUCAGGUUUUUUGUGGUUUAAGGAUCUUUAGAUGACGGGUUUAGGAGAUUGAAAGUUGAAUCCUGUUAGAAUUUUUUUUUUUUUUUUUGAGCGAUUUAUUUGUUAAAGAUUUAUCUUUCAAAAAAAAAUCUGGUUAAAGUGCCUCAAAACCAGCCAAGUGAUUUAUUAAUUAAUUCAGACGGUUGUUCACAGGAUUUUAAUCAGUGGAAGGACGUUCAGCUUUAAUCACGGUUAAUUUGCAUAUUAAUCCCAGGCACGUUUGUUCCAAUUCUUUACGGAUUGGUGUCUAGAUGAAUAAUGUUAUUAUUGAUCAUUAAACAGCUGUUCAGACAUUGCUGGGGUUUACCUCAUCUGUUAAUACAUGACCCUUUAUUUUAAUUUAAACAGGCUCAUUUGCAUAUCAGGCUUUUGUCUUGUGACUUCUUUUGGUCUUUACUUUGUAAAGCCUUGUAAACGUUGAGGUAUGAACUGUUUGAGAUUUUAGUUCUUAUGGUCUGAGAGUUUUUGUUUAUCCCCCUGUUAAUUUGCAUAUUAAGUAUGGAUCACAAUCCUUUGUAGGAUCAGUCUGGAUUAUUUAGAUUUAUAAAUUCAGAUUCUGGUUGAGUUAAAUAUUCCAGUGGUUCUCAGUAAUGAUUUUGAUUGUUGGAAUUUUUUUUUUUUGUAUGUUUUAGCUUUAGAUGGCUAAAUUUGGCACCGCCCCUUUUGUUAAUCUUGAUCUAUAUUAUUGCUGUAGGGUUCCACUUGUCCUCACGAUUGUUGCACGUACACGCGUGUGGAUAUGGCUGAUGUAAUGGGAAUGGAUCACUGUGCCUUCACUUGCUCAGAUUAUUGGUUUAUUUCUGCACAAACCCUUCAUUUUAAUGAACGCAGACGGAGCUCAGACGUGACGUCUCUGCCUUUACUGUUUAUAUUCAGCGUUCGUCUUCAGAGUGUUUACUCCCUCAGACACCAAAUCUACUUCCUGUUCAAACCUCUGUGUCUUAAGUGAUGGAAUGGGUUUUUGGGCACUUGUUUGUGUUUAUAAAUGUAGUUAAAGUUGGAGGGUGAUGUUUGCAUUCCUGUGUAUAAAUAAAAUUUUCACAGCUUUCCGCUCUUUACACUGAACGUUUGUGUCGAGACGAGACGUCUUUGCUCUGUGGCAUCAGCUUUGUCAAGUUUUGCACCAGAGCUACGAGGCUAAUGUAGCUAAUGAGUAAUGGUAGCUUAUCGCCAAUAGUUCAGCAUGGUGUAGUUUCCUAAUUUCACAAAAAUGUCCAAAUCGAUUGUGAAUGAAGUGGUUCUGCUGUCACACUUUAAGCCACACCCCUUACCUGUUUCUUACAUGCUACCAACAUUCAUGUUAGCAUUGUAGCUCCACAGCAGAACUGAAGUGAACGUCUUGGCUGAUGGAAAGCGUUUGGUGUAAACGUGGUGCUGUGCACUUUUAUUUUCAGGUAAAACAGGUGGUUUGUUACUCUCACAUUCCUUUUCCCCACGUUUUGAUUUUGCUUGGAUGCCUUUAAUCAUUAAACACAAAGACCAAAACAUUUAGUCUUAAGAGAGUGGAGUUAAAGGCUGCGUCCCAAACGCUAGUGUUUAAUUUUGUGUUCUUGCUGGAAUUUGUGCGGAUGUUUCACGGAAUCUUCAGAUAACUAGAUUUGCUUUAACAGUGCGUUUAUUUCAUUACACGCAAACUCCCUGCUCGCACUGCAUUCUGGGUAAUGGCCGGCGCUCCAGUAAGAACACCAAUACAGUCAUUAAUUCCAGCGUUUGGGACCAGGCCAUACUUCCCCAGUUGUUUUUCCUGUUCCCAGUUCCUGAGUGGUGAUGGAAAUGAAAAUCACAUCUUUAUGUAUAUUUUGAUAAAGUCGACAUUGUAGAGCAUUUAUGUUUUGUAUUACACAGAAUAUUAAAGAUGUUCCAUCAGA